This is a messenger RNA of Aspergillus nidulans FGSC A4, 1713 nucleotides long. RefSeq lists its product as uncharacterized. The coding region runs from base 1 to 1713 and encodes 570 amino acids. The record is from RefSeq and is a predicted model, not a curated record. NCBI's taxonomy places the organism in Eukaryota, Fungi, Ascomycota, Eurotiomycetes, Eurotiales, Aspergillaceae. The transcript has 9 exons.
AUGGCACAACAACCGGUAGCAAGAUUUACGCGUGUGAUUGACCUCGACGAGCAUGAUGAUAAGGAGAUCAAACGAGCGAUCCUUCCACGUACUUCUCGAAAGUAUGACCGGGCUUUAAGAAUCUUUGACAGAUUUCUUGAGUUACAUCCAGCCGCUUGCUUUCCCCCAGAUAUAAAAUCAUACAAAGGGUUUCUAGAAUUCUAUGCAAGAAAUACAACAGGUCGGAUUGAGGAACAGCCUAUAACAGAAACAAUUGAGAAUUUCCGCCGGGAUUUCGAGACAGCUUUAGCCCGGGCAAGGGGGAUCCAAGUCCCCAAGAGCACAUCUAUCACCAUGAAAGAGUAUAUCAUUUCAGAUCUCAAGACCAAACUUGGGCUUCCAGAUGUUCAGAUGUCCAGAGAUGGACUAUCUCCUAAUGAUUUGACCAUUCUCCUGACCCAGCUAUGGUGCCGGGACUUCAAAGAAUACCGCGGCAAAUUUCCUGACCGGAAUAGAGUACAGCUUACUGCAUCAAUAUUACUCUACUGCUUCUCUUCUGCUAGAACAGGGGAGGUACAUGAGUCUACAGCUCGCCGCUCUAUUGCCCGGCAGAAAGACGGGGACAACAGUAAUGAUGCCAAUCUCCGAGCCUAUUCUAUGGCAGCUUGCUACAAGCAUUUUAUCCUCACUAUAGAGCUGGUUGAAGGUAUCCCAAUGUUAGUCUUAACCUAUGCUCGGGAGUUUGUGAAGGGUUACUGGAGAUUGAGGAAAUGGGAGCCCCCAGUCCAUGCUUUCUAUGAGGUGUAUAAAGAGGACGUCCCUCUCUUCUUUAACCUCAUCCUAUUUAUGCUACCGCUUUUUUCUGCUGACAGAGCCUUUCGCUAUUAUGGAUCAUACACCGAGAUCCUUGACCAACUGGACUCUAUCAAGCUCAGUGAUUUGGCUUCGCAAGACAAUCAUGUCAUCUCAAGGAUCCACUUUCGAAAAGAUAUCUUGGACACUCCUGUCUUUCGACCUUCUAGUGAACUUGACAUUCAAAGCUCUACUGAAUGUUACUGCCCGUGCAUGUCGUCGAUGGGCACUCAUGGAAACUGGCAAACCGCUCGGAUGAAGCAUGCAUCCCACACUGAACCACGGACUUUUGGCCGGUCUUACGCGCAUCCUGUCUGCGAGGUGGAUGGUCCUGCGACUUAUCUCAACAUCGCGUCUCGUCAUGAGCAUAUCCAAAAUCGACGUAGCAUGGGAAUACACCAUAACCCAAACCUAUGGCAAUCCCUCCCUGCGAAGGCGGAGUUCGAAUUCCAGGAACGAGAAGAUAUAAUGGCCCUGGAUGAAGAACUUAAGUCACUUACUGCUAAGCUUGUUGACGCAAGGGCUGAUGGCCCGGAGGCUGAGCGCAAAAUCCAGUUAGAACGGCGUCACGACUCGCACGUUGGGAGUGUUUAUAAACAAACCCUCUUCUGUUACUAUCGACGAGCUAUGCCGGAGCGGGACCGCCUUGCUCAGCUUUUACCAUCCAAGUCAAGUAUGCGAAGCCCAGCAGGGCGAGACGCUAUGAUAGACUUGGAAACCAUUUGCAGAGAACACUCUCCAGUUGCCUAUCGAACCAAUCUACAACCAAUCAAUGGGAACUUGAAUCUAAGCCCUAUUCAGCGAAUGGAGCAAUAUCUGGAUAUGAUGCCUCAAAGCGAAGAUGAACUGAGCAGAUGGAAGAAUCAGCAUACUAAUGAUUAA